Messenger RNA from Electrophorus electricus (electric eel), 1738 nucleotides. NCBI's taxonomy places the organism in Eukaryota, Metazoa, Chordata, Actinopteri, Gymnotiformes, Gymnotidae. The record is from RefSeq and is a predicted model, not a curated record.
UAAAAAACGAAAAUACCCAAGCUUGACGUUCCCAUGGUAUUCACUUCUGACAACUCUAGCAGCUUCGUGUGAAACUGAACAACCCUUACAAUGAAAUUUCUUGAUUUUUCCGGAAAGACUAAACGUUAAUGAAAAUUCGUGAACAUUCUGGUUAACGGGAAGAUGAACUGGAACUCCACUGUCUGGGUCUCUCUGCUGUGCGGCUGACUCGCUGUUUGCUCAACCUUGUCUACAUCAUGUCUCCAGUUUACUCAUCUCCCAAAUACACUACCGGCUCCACCCUGCUCAGCCCUUUCCGGCCCUAUGAGCCGUACGACCCCACCCUGAGCUACAUAUCCCGAGGACAGCCCCAGCACUCCAGAUACUCCCUCUCCACCUCCCGCUACAUGACGCCCACCCCCUUUAUCGCCCGUCCUGCCGUCUCCCUCCCCCAGGAGCCUGAGCGUGGGCGGCCCAUCCCCCGUGGUGACCCUCGCUCUGCCCGACGCAGUGAGAGCUCCAAUAGGAUGCAGGUCAGAGGUCAAGCUACCUGGGUGAGUGGGGUGAGAGGUCGCUCACCCUCGAAUGCUGGGCUCCCCACCACCUUACCCCUGUUUGGGUGGCGCCGGUCAGUCAGCCAAUCGGAUCUGGCACAGGAACUGGCCUCCUUGGAAGUCUGUGAGCAAGGGGAGGAGGAGAGAGGAGGAUACCCUGGAAGAGAGAGCAUCAGCAGGGCACACGGCAGCUGUUCAGGGCCGUUCUACUGGACCUCAGAGUGUGCUGAUACGAUAGAGCUCCCACCUCGGGGCUCACUGGCAGAGUGUCAAAGGUCUGACCACCAGAUCCUGAAGGCAGUGUACAGAGCAGGGCUUGGAGAAGCACGAUGCCCAAGAAGGCAUUGUAAGGACGAACACUCGGACAGGAAGUCAGUGGCGAGCUCUCUGGCCAUCUGACGUUCAUCAGCCAUGGUUCAAGAUGGAAGAUUCCUGAUGCUCGCAUGCUCUUCAGCAUGCUCGCAUGCUCUUCAGUACAUGUGGCUGAUAUUGAUCUUAUCAUCAUGCUGGCAGCUAUUCAAGAACAUCUCCAGGUUUAUCUAACCCUAGUCCUUCUUUAUUUUACGUCAUGGCUGGUCUUUUCUGCUAUUCAGUAUGUGUAAAGCAAUACAUGUAUGUUGAAACAUGACACUGACAUUGUGUAAAGUGAGAAAACAAAACAUAAACAUUAUAUGUGCAUAACACAAUAAUAAUGUUGUAUGCACCCCACUAAUGACAUCUGGCUCGGGGCCCGAUAUACAAAAGCAUGGUGCAAAAUAAAUGACCAGCCACUUUGGUAUUCUUCUGUCACUAACUGAGGAGCAGAAAUUCCAUUUGCAAAUUAUGAAUGUCCCAUCCAAAGAGAAAUAUCUUGUUGCAUGAGGCUGAAACAGUGUGGCUUAUCUCUACUGAAUGAUCGUGCGGUCUCCUCUUUUAACCUAUUGCAUAUCUUUUAUAAUGAUGGUGAAACGUCUCAUUGACCUAUUUUAUUGUCUCUUGCGUAUGAUCGCCCAUUCAUGACAUUUGCACCCUUCUCCAGGUCAUUAUACAUGCACGCUCAAGUGCCCUUGUAUCCAGUUUCGUAGUGCUCUAUGAGGUAGGAGAGAAUCACCAUGAGGCCACUGACUAAUUAGUCCCUUUGAGUGCACACUUCCAAUGAGUAAGCACAGGGGUGAGGGAGCCUUGGCUUGAGGGAGUGUACUCAAACUCUUCAUUUAUUUGGAAAA